GACAAUAGUCGGAGUCCACGGCUUAGCCGUGAAUCCCAUGAAAUUUAGUAUUUGGCGGGACAUUACCCUUUAAAUAGACUGGACUAGAUAUGCCUUGCGCACACCACCUUACGACUUUAUAGACGAAUCUAUGUCUGAAUUAUUUUCUUGCUAGAAAUUUAUGCUCGAUCGAGCUUCUUCCGCCAGACGAUUUUACCUGGUGAUGUCAUAACCCGGAAGUACAAUGCCCGAGGUUCACUUGUCUUCACUCGCCUGGAUGUGAUAUUCCCAGCGCAGAGCUUACGUCCCAUGGUUGUGCCGUAAACCGCAAAGACGAUGAUUUUUGUUAUCCUCUGAAGUCAGCUCAGGGAUGCAAUCACCUACCACCAUAGGGAGCCAACACGGAAUCAACGUAUUCACGGUUUAAAGGGACUGUAUUUUGAAUUUAGAAAUCUGUUUUGUUUGUGCUACUUAAAGUUCACAAUUACAUUAAAGACCUGUGUCACGUCAGAUUAGAAUGGACUAUAAGAACUUUUGUAUCUAGAGAUACUGAACUUUCUUUUUUUUUCUUUCUUAUAAUCAGUUUUUUUUUUCUUUUCAUAUCUAUUCAUUGUUAAUAAUCAUCUUAUGUAAAUAAAUUUGUAAAUAUUGUAAAGGGUGUUGAUUUGUUUUGAUGGUUACUGUCGCCGGUACGGCCUUUCCUGUCACAAUGGUGUCAGAAGUGGGAUUGGUCGACCAGACACAGUAGCUAUUCGAACAUUAUUAACACCCAUUUAACUGCAGCAAUAAUUUGUAAAGAUUCCUCUUGUUUUGUUUUAUUGUUACACAUAUAAUAGUUUUAUUCAUUUUUCAGAGUGACGUCUUACCUCAGACAAGACAAGACAGAUCCGUAGCUUCAGCUAACCAGCUUUUGUGGUCACAGACUGAUAGACAGUUGUUUACGACACUUGGAUUCUGGGGUGAGUUCGUUCCUUUUAUUUUUCUUUUGGGUUUUUGUGUCACUCUAUGAUUAAGCCAUCAUAUAUCUGUGCUGAGAGUGACCGCCCUUGACAAGGAGAGUUAUCCUACUCACUCUUACUUGUGCGUCGCCCUACUUCUCCCAGUGAUCCUAUUUUGUAUUAGUGUACUGUAUACAUACCAGAUACAGUAUUUUUUUUUUUUAAUUUGUGUGUUUUAGCAAGCUUGUUUACUUGCAUAUACUUUUAACCUCCUCUUAUGUUUUAGUGCUACACAGUUGUGUUAUACCUAUACUUUAUCUUAGGAUAAAGCACGUUGAUUUAUUUUUGUUUAUUUGUUACACUAAAGUGUUAACACCAGUUACAGUUGAUUGAUAUUUGAUAAGGCUAAGGUAUUGUUACAGCCUACUGUCACUGUACUUUGUUGAUUGUUGCCUAUGCAACCUUGAUUGACACAUAGUACUGUUCCGCAACUUAGUGUAUUAUUUUAGUGAGGACGUUUUGUGUAGUAUAUACGUAGAGUAUAGUAUUUUGUUUUGGCUUCAGUGGUAACUGUAGAGCCUUAGUGUAAACUAGUGUAGUCUAGUAUUCCCUCACGAUUGUUUAUUUAGUGUCUCAGGUUGUUAUAGUAGCUGUAGUGCGUAGUGUUAUAUAGUGUUAACGUAGUGUAAUCAAACAUGACUAGUGUAGUAGAGUUAACGAAGGUAGGACAGGAGUUAGGUUAUGAAGGAGAGGAGUUACGUAACUUUGUUAAGGAAGAGCAGGCUAGGGAACGUGAGGAAAGACAUAGUAGAUUAGAGGCAGAGAAAGAUAGAUUAGAGGCAGAGAAAUUAAGAGCAGAGGCAGAGAAAGAUAGGUUAGAAGCAGAGAAAGAUAGAUUAGAGUUAGAAGCUAGGUUGCAGAAGGAAAAGAUAGAGUAUGAACGUAAGUUAGAACAGGAUAAGUUAGAAAUGGAAAAGGAGAAGUUAAUGUUAGCUAGGAAGUUAGAAACAGAGAAGGAGGAAGCAGAAAGUAGGAAAUUAGAAACAGAGCAUAAGUUUAAGACAGACUUAGAAAAGAUGAGUAAGAAAAAGGUAAAGGUUAAGAUGUCUCCCUUUGAUGAGAAAAUUGAUUCCAUGGAUGCGUACUUGAAUGUGUACGAAACGUACGCUGUUGCGCAGGAUUGGGAUAAAGAGAUAUGGUCACUUAACUUACCGUUCCUUCUUAAGGGUACGGCAAGAGAGGUUUUUGAUAGGCUUCCUUUGGAAGAUAGGAAGGAUUAUGAUAAACUGAAAGCCGCUUUGCUACGUCAGUUCGAACUCACUGACGAUGGCUAUAAGAAAAAGUUUAGAACUGAGAGGCCUCGGGAUAAUGAGACCUUUGUGAUGUUUCUAGCCAGAAUAAGUAAUAUUUAGA
Messenger RNA from Mercenaria mercenaria, 2330 nucleotides. RefSeq lists its product as uncharacterized. The record is from RefSeq and is a predicted model, not a curated record. The transcript has 2 exons. The coding region runs from base 1613 to 2329 and encodes 238 amino acids. Lineage: Eukaryota; Metazoa; Mollusca; Bivalvia; Venerida; Veneridae.